AUGAAAGUAAUUAUUACUCUUAAUUCUGAAUAACAUGAAAUUUAAUUGUAAGAUCCAACCAUUGAUGCUUUAAUUCAUGUUAUCUAAGAUUAAUUUAAUGUAAUUCUUUAAUAUUAUCAAUUAGAUAUCAUAUCAUUUUGAAUUACUUACAACUGACAAACAUACAUUGACUGAAAUAUAAGAAGGAAUGUAAAUUAUAGUCUAAAAAGUCUAAAAUGAUAAAGUAAAUUUAACAAAAUUUAAAUCAUUCUUUGCAAUAGCAGGAACAAUUAUUAAAUCAAAAACAAUAAGUCAUAAAUUCUCUCUAUAAAAAAUAAAUCAAAUAUCUAAAUAGAAAUCAUGUGAUUAAAUUUCAGACUCAAAAAUUUAGAUUCCAAAUCAAUAAUCUUAAUAAAUAGAUACAAAUAAUUAAUCAGUUGAUGAGUAAAAUAUUUAAAAAUGUGAAUUAUCAGGAAUUCUAUAAUAAGAUUCAGCUAUGAUUUUGGAUGAAAAAUAAUCUGAUAGAUAAUUAUUAAAUGAAUUACAAGAAGAAUCAGAAAAAAAACAAAAACCUCACAAUUCUCAAGAAUAAAAAAAGAGACCAAAAAAUACUUCCAUAAAAUAAUAGUCAUAAACAACCAAAGAUUAAGCUUUUGCAUAUGCAGAAGAAAUAGCUAAUAUUCCAAGACUUAAUAAAAGAUAAUAAAUUUUAUAGAGGAUGGAAGAAGACAAAGCAGAAAAAGAAAGAAUUGCAAAAUAAUAAUAAGAAGCCAAUAGAUUAAUUAAAUAAAUUUAAGAAAAAAUUAAAUAAAAGGAAUUGUUGGUUAAAUAAAAAGAAGAGGCUUUAUAGAUGCCUGAAUUAGAAAAAAGAAAAGUAUAUAUUUAUUAAAUUAAGGCUGUUCUAGCUUAAAAAAGAGAAUUGAGUUAACCUAUUAAAUUAAGUGAUUUGACAGAGCAUUAAAAGAAAUAUGAAGAAGACAGAAAAAUUAAAGAAUAUGAAAGAGAACAUCAUAAAUAAGAAUUGGAAUUUGAAAGUAAGCAAAAAUCUCUUAGAUUUCCUAAGAGUUAAGCUUAACUAAGAGUUGAAGAAGAAUAAAAGAUGUAAAAAUUGAUAAGAGAAUAAGAAAUGGAAUAAAAGAAGUUGGCCAGAUUGAAAUAAUUAAAAUAUGCAGAUGUUGCUUAAGAGAUAUAUUUUAAAGAUCAUCCUUAAAAACCUAAAUAAUCUCCACCUCCUAAAGAAGAGUAAUCUAAAUAAAUUAAAGAAAUUUAAAUUACUGAAUAGAACCUAAGAAAAAUUAAAAAAUUUAUACCUAAAUAAAGGCAUUUAAGUUAAGAUUCUAAAGAUUCUAUUACCGAUUAAAGCAAUCAUCAAGAAAAUCGACCACCAAAACCAAUGACUAAAAAGUUAUAAAAGGUUGUAGAAAAGGUUGAUAAACCUUCAGAACUUCCACCUAAACCUAAAACUACUGAUUAUCUCUAAUAAUUAAGAUAGUAAAGAAAAGUUUAAGUAAGCAUGGAAGAUCAAUGGGAAAAGUAUAUUAAUAUAUUAUUAUAGAAUAAUUGAAAAUAAAGGCUUAGAAAAUGAAUAGAAAGUUUAAAAUGUUUUAAAUAAUGUUUAAAAAUUAGAAUAAAAGGCAAAAGAAAGAGAAAAAUUAGCAUUACUAAAUAGAGAUAUAUAAGCAGAAGAAGAAGCAAAUAAUUUAUAUAUUGCAAGCAUAAGAGCUAAAUUAGCAAUAUUGGAGAAAAAUUGA
Molecule: messenger RNA, 1730 nt
Organism: Paramecium pentaurelia
Lineage: Eukaryota; Ciliophora; Oligohymenophorea; Peniculida; Parameciidae
Source: the annotation of a GenBank genome assembly